Messenger RNA from Physcomitrium patens, 2400 nucleotides. RefSeq lists its product as uncharacterized. The record is from RefSeq and is a predicted model, not a curated record. Lineage: Eukaryota; Viridiplantae; Streptophyta; Bryopsida; Funariales; Funariaceae.
CGUCAGAUCCUACCCAUGAGGCCCUGGCAUGAGGAUUCAUAAAGCCCUGAGUGCAUGAAGGAACCAAAUCGAAGGAGGACAGUCAGAACUUUGCUAGGAAGCUGUGGGGGAUAUAUAGCCCUUCAUAGUUGGCAAUGUGUUCGUAGAUGCCAAUCUGAUCGUUAUCUAGUGCUGGUGUUGUACGCUGUUGUGAGCUCAAGCAAGCAUAUCAUUCGGUGAAUUCUAAAGCUCCAGACUUCGCCGUUGAGAGGCCCGCGAGUUUCUCGCGCCGCGGUUGGUGUCCAUUAAGUUGAUCGAAUGGUGGCUGUAAACUGUCUUAUUUAUGAGUAUUCCAGUAAACGCUGGCUCCUCAUCAAGCAUUAUCUUGGAAGUUGGUCUGAGUGCCUAGUAACUGGUUGCCUCGCGCCAAUUUGAUUCAUUCUUAGAAUCCAGUGGUCAUGGAUGUGCGUUGACACUUAUCAAUAAAGCUCAGCUUGGAAGCCUCAAGAGAAUAGUAUCGUGGCCUCGUCGCACCUAUGCAACUUCACAAUAUCUUCCCUGUGAGACCAGAUCUCAGCAAAUCCUGUAUCGAGAGAAAUUGAAAGUCGUUGACAAAGAUGACGAGGCUGUCGACACCGUACGAAGAUGUUCGGAAAGGAGCAUGGACUGCGGAGGAGGAUGAAAAACUUCGAAAGCAUGUGGAGACGUAUGGAACUGGGCACUGGCGCAGUGUUGGAAAGCUAGCAGGUCUGCAAAGAUGUGGGAAGAGCUGCCGUCUGCGCUGGACGAACUAUUUGCGACCUGAUAUUCGACAUGGUAGUUUCUCUUCGGAGGAAGAAAACCUCAUCGUCAAACUACAUGAAGCUCAUGGAAGCAGAUGGUCACUCAUCGCCGCGCAGAUGCCAGGAAGAACCGAUAAUGACAUCAAGAAUCAUUGGAACACACGAUUGAAGAAAAAGCUAUGCGAUAUGGGCAUUGAUCCCGUCACACACAAGCGCAUCGCGGACGUGCUCAAGGAACUAGCUGGCACAAUGGCUCACCCUACUGGACAAGGGAAUCAGGUAGAAGAAGAAGCAAAACGGAGGUUUCGUCGAGAAUUCGGCAGCAUUCAUCAUUCACUUGCGUUCAAAUUCAUGCCUUACCAGUCCCUAAAUGAUUUGCGUCGUCACAACCUACACGACACUGACGCUCUACCCAGAUCAGAGCUCCCUUCUGGUGAUGAAAGCCAGAAAAGCUCCAUUAACUCCGGCUCGUACAACAUGGACGAGAGUAGCUGCAGCACCGAGGUGGCUCCUUCACCAUCCCCAACAAGCCCGCUUUCUUCAAUCGACAUGGAGCAGUCCAAUCAGAAUAGUUACUACGGCGCCGAUGCGAAACAUUAUCAAAGUAAUAUACUGCAAUGCAUGACAGGCACGGUAGUUGAAGGCUCUGCUGAUCCAACUUUAUAUCUUUCCUUACCACGGAUGACCGAAACGAUCAUGGCUCACUUAACUGAAACAGGCGAUAGUGUUCCAUCAUCUUUCCAAUUGCCGAUGUUGUCGCUCCAAAGUACUAGCUCAGAGCAGUUCGUCUUCCCUACCACAAGGUAUGAGAAUGCAAGCAACGGAUUCCACCCAAGUGCCCCAAUUUAUGAUACUUCAGAAAGCGCCGAGGAACAACAAAGUGUCGAUUACACACGAUGGUUGGCUUCCACAAGCGCAUUCCCACAGGACGCUGACAUUCUCAACUCUCGAGUGAGUACCGCUGUGCAUUUGCCACUCAGUCAUUUCAACUCGGAACCUCACAACUGUCUCGGUGAAGACCAAGCCACUAUUUCCUACCUACAUGGAUCAGAUAUGUCAAAACUGCGGCGAAAUGCAACAGCUGGUGAAUUAGAUGUGUGGAUCAACCUCGGCUUCAACCAGCAGAGAUCCAUAAAAGAGAACGUCAGCUACAGCAGCCUCAGAGAGCAAUCAAGCACAUCACCGAACGGCAUCACUGGUUCCAUUGCUGACAUCACGACGCAACACACUUUCUCCGGGUGCACUGGCCACUUUGCUAAUUCCAUCAGUCCCAACUUGAACAUUACCGGUGUUCAUAGCCCCUUCGCAAGCACUCCAGCAGCAAUGCGUUUGUAUGAAUGCCCAGUGCCGACACCGAGAAUGGUGCUGUGGAAUAUGCAGGAAUAGAAGUUCAAUCUACCGACUGACUUAAGAAACAGUAAGAAACUGUAAGAAUCUUUGCAACGGCUAUAGACGUUUCGGGAGAUCCACAUCUUUUUUACAUGAGCUCUUGUUUAUCAAGCUUCAAGUCAUAACUACAACUUGUUAGAUCAGUCUUAGAAACUGUAGCGUGGAAGAUCCCUGAGCAUUCAGUGUUUACUCUCAUGUCCUCAUUCGGCAAUGUUAAUACUCAGCAUCUUUUCCCAGUUUGUGGUGUCAA